Molecule: messenger RNA, 2925 nt
Organism: Acanthoscelides obtectus
Lineage: Eukaryota; Metazoa; Arthropoda; Insecta; Coleoptera; Chrysomelidae
Source: the annotation of a GenBank genome assembly
AUGAUCCACCGCGAAGUAGCCGAUGGUCUAGAGCGUCUUUGGAACGUAAGAGUAAACUGCAUAUGGGAAGCCGAUGAAAGUAGUCGCCAUGGAGAGGUUUAUAUAUUCGACCAUGUAUUUAAGCAGGAAUGUACAAAUUCAGAUGUAUAUGGAUCUGUAGUAAAACCUUUAGUCGAUUCCUUCAUGGAAGGUUUCAAUGCCACAAUAUUUGCAUAUGGCCAAACAUCUUCUGGCAAAACACACACCAUUUUGGGCAAUAAAACAGAUCCUGGGCUUUUCCAAUUAGUAUCCAAUCAGUUAUUCCAGCAUGUGGCAGACCAGGUUGAUAAGAGGUACUUGAUUAGAUGCAGUUAUAUUGAAAUCUACAAUGAAAAGAUCAAUGACCUCCUGGAUAAGAGCAAUCAGGGUUUAACUAUAAGAGAAGAUAUCAAAGGAAAUGUGCUGCUUGAUGCAAGGGAAGCUGUCGUAGACAAUGUUGAUAAAGUUAUGGAGAACAUGAUGCAGGGCAAUAAGAUCAGACGAGUUGCAGCUACUCGCAUGAAUGAGAGGUCAUCUCGAUCACACACGAUUUUCCGGAUUAUUCUGGAGUCGAAAGAUGCCAAUCAGAAAGAUGGACCUGUACAUAUAAGCUACCUUAACUUAAUGGACUUAGCUGGUUCUGAGAGAGUUUCUCUGACGAAAGCUGCUGGUGAGCGUCUUAAAGAGGGGGCUAACAUAAACAAAUCUUUGUCAGUAUUAGGAAAUGUGAUAAGGCAACUAAGCGAGGGGAAGGAGUUUAUCAGUUAUCGCGAUUCGAAAUUGACUAGACUGCUCUCACAGGCUCUUGGCGAUGUAUAUGGAUCUGUAGUAAAACCUUUAGUCGAUUCCUUCAUGGAAGGUUUCAAUGCCACAAUAUUUGCAUAUGGCCAAACAUCUUCUGGCAAAACACACACCAUUUUGGGCAAUAAAACAGAUCCUGGGCUUUUCCAAUUAGUAUCCAAUCAGUUAUUCCAGCAUGUGGCAGACCAGGUUGAUAAGAGGUACUUGAUUAGAUGCAGUUAUAUUGAAAUCUACAAUGAAAAGAUCAAUGACCUCCUGGAUAAGAGCAAUCAGGGUUUAACUAUAAGAGAAGAUAUCAAAGGAAAUGUGCUGCUUGAUGCAAGGGAAGCUGUCGUAGACAAUGUUGAUAAAGUUAUGGAGAACAUGAUGCAGGGCAAUAAGAUCAGACGAGUUGCAGCUACUCGCAUGAAUGAGAGGUCAUCUCGAUCACACACGAUUUUCCGGAUUAUUCUGGAGUCGAAAGAUGCCAAUCAGAAAGAUGGACCUGUACAUAUAAGCUACCUUAACUUAAUGGACUUAGCUGGUUCUGAGAGAGUUUCUCUGACGAAAGCUGCUGGUGAGCGUCUUAAAGAGGGGGCUAACAUAAACAAAUCUUUGUCAGUAUUAGGAAAUGUGAUAAGGCAACUAAGCGAGGGGAAGGAGUUUAUCAGUUAUCGCGAUUCGAAAUUGACUAGACUGCUCUCACAGGCUCUUGGCGGAAAUGUGCUGCUUGAUGCAAGGGAAGCUGUCGUAGACAAUGUUGAUAAAGUUAUGGAGAACAUGAUGCAGGGCAAUAAGAUCAGACGAGUUGCAGCUACUCGCAUGAAUGAGAGGUCAUCUCGAUCACACACGAUUUUCCGGAUUAUUCUGGAGUCGAAAGAUGCCAAUCAGAAAGAUGGACCUGUACAUAUAAGCUACCUUAACUUAAUGGACUUAGCUGGUUCUGAGAGAGUUUCUCUGACGAAAGCUGCUGGUGAGCGUCUUAAAGAGGGGGCUAACAUAAACAAAUCUUUGUCAGUAUUAGGAAAUGUGAUAAGGCAACUAAGCGAGGGGAAGGAGUUUAUCAGUUAUCGCGAUUCGAAAUUGACUAGACUGCUCUCACAGGCUCUUGGCGAUGUAUAUGGAUCUGUAGUAAAACCUUUAGUCGAUUCCUUCAUGGAAGGUUUCAAUGCCACAAUAUUUGCAUAUGGCCAAACAUCUUCUGGCAAAACACACACCAUUUUGGGCAAUAAAACAGAUCCUGGGCUUUUCCAAUUAGUAUCCAAUCAGUUAUUCCAGCAUGUGGCAGACCAGGUUGAUAAGAGGUACUUGAUUAGAUGCAGUUAUAUUGAAAUCUACAAUGAAAAGAUCAAUGACCUCCUGGAUAAGAGCAAUCAGGGUUUAACUAUAAGAGAAGAUAUCAAAGGAAAUGUGCUGCUUGAUGCAAGGGAAGCUGUCGUAGACAAUGUUGAUAAAGUUAUGGAGAACAUGAUGCAGGGCAAUAAGAUCAGACGAGUUGCAGCUACUCGCAUGAAUGAGAGGUCAUCUCGAUCACACACGAUUUUCCGGAUUAUUCUGGAGUCGAAAGAUGCCAAUCAGAAAGAUGGACCUGUACAUAUAAGCUACCUUAACUUAAUGGACUUAGCUGGUUCUGAGAGAGUUUCUCUGACGAAAGCUGCUGGUGAGCGUCUUAAAGAGGGGGCUAACAUAAACAAAUCUUUGUCAGUAUUAGGAAAUGUGAUAAGGCAACUAAGCGAGGGGAAGGAGUUUAUCAGUUAUCGCGAUUCGAAAUUGACUAGACUGCUCUCACAGGCUCUUGGCGAUGUAUAUGGAUCUGUAGUAAAACCUUUAGUCGAUUCCUUCAUGGAAGGUUUCAAUGCAACAAUAUUUGCAUAUGGCCAAACAUCUUCUGGCAAAACACACACCAUUUUGGGCAAUAAAACAGAUCCUGGGCUUUUCCAAUUAGUAUCCAAUCAGUUAUUCCAGCAUGUGGCAGACCAGGUUGAUAAGAGGUACUUGAUUAGAUGCAGUUAUAUUGAAAUCUACAAUGAAAAGAUCAAUGACCUCCUGGAUAAGAGCAAUCAGGGUUUAACUAUAGAGAAGAUAUCAAAGGAAAUGUGCUGCUUGAUGCAAGGGAAGCUGUCGUAG